AUGACUAAUAUUUCUAAAGCUUUCCAAGUACUUAAUAAAUGCUUCGUGUGUCAAGACAGACGGUGGAGAGACGAAGCUCCAUCCCAAUCCCAUGUUUCUCAUGAAGAACUGAAUAAAAAACUCACUGUCCUAGCGAAAGAACGUAGUAGAGAAUUGGAUGAGUACUUGCUCUCUUUCAGUCGUUCCAGCAAAGUUGUGUUGAAAAUAGUUCUAUUAGGAAGCCCCAGUAGUGGCAAAAGCACUGUCUUCAAGCAAAUAGACUUAUUAUAUCGAGACUCGUACAUUCGUCCCGACCAUUCUCACAGCUUUAGGGAAAAGAUAUAUGAGAACGUUUUCAUUAUUUAUAAGAAAAUAUGUUUGGCUGCUUCUGACUUGAACUUCUCCUUGGAUAUCGUUGAAACUAUUAUGAAAGAUAUAAGCGAGAAAUCUUUUAAUGGUAAUGAUUUCGUGACUAACAUCCCCAUGCUCAGCUCUUUGUUGCAACAGUUUUGGAAAUCGACAAUAGUGCAGCUGACGUACCAACACCGAUACAGCUUGAAUCUACCAGAUUCCACGAAAUAUUUCAUGGACAAUAUGAAUAGAAUAGGCUCUCUCGAUUAUGAACCCAUAUGGGAAGAUAUAUUGCGAAUAAGAGAAGUUGUAAAUCACGUGAGGACUGAAGUGUAUCCUUUCGAGAGGAUCAAGUUUAGAGUUAUCGAUGUGGGAAAUCAAAAAUCUUUACGGAGGAAAUGGCUACAUGUCUUUGAUGAUGCUUCCGUCAUUAUUUAUGUGGUCGAUUUGCUGAAAUGUAUCGGAAGUUAUACAAGUACUUCCGAUAUAAUCGACACGAAACUGACAGUGAGCCAGUUCGCGGAUAUCGUUCAAAACCGUUUGCUCUCUAAUUCCACCUUUCUUCUUUUAUUGAACAAAUUCGACAUGUUCCAAGACUUCAUUAAUACAACGAUAGUCAACUAUGAGCAACCUGAAUUAGUCGAAUUCACCUUUAUGAAAAUUCGGGAACAGUUUCUUGAAGCUGCACAAUUCCGCAAACAUGUCUACUCGCACAGCCUUGUGGCUGUCGAAAUAGACGAUGCUAAGAAAGUUUUAAAUCAUAACUUUGCUAACAUUUUGCGAAUCAAAGCAAAAGCUGUGCUCGUGUGA
Messenger RNA from Auanema sp. JU1783, 1140 nucleotides. The record is from the annotation of a GenBank genome assembly. NCBI's taxonomy places the organism in Eukaryota, Metazoa, Nematoda, Chromadorea, Rhabditida, Rhabditidae.